This is a messenger RNA of Sesamum indicum (sesame), 1628 nucleotides long. Its product is annotated as zinc transporter. The record is from RefSeq and is a predicted model, not a curated record. NCBI's taxonomy places the organism in Eukaryota, Viridiplantae, Streptophyta, Magnoliopsida, Lamiales, Pedaliaceae.
AUUCAACUCCGGCUUCAGCGUUCAGGUACUUCGUCGUAUGCUCCAUCGAAGCAAACCGAAAACUUCCAUUGUUGUUUUUCCUUUUCCUUUUCAAUCCGUAUUUUCCCACUGAAUUUGCGUGAAUCAGAGCAGCUGUGUAGUUUCCCACUCUUUAUAGAUUGCAGAAAAGGAGAAAAAUGAUGUCCCCAAAUCAAAUCCCCGAAAAUCGGGGCCCUUCUCAUCCCGCUACUUUAAGGCAAACUCCCUUGCAGGUCAUACACGUAAUUGGUAAUCUCAUGAGAAUUUGGUCAGUCUACUCUAUGUACCGCUAUUUGUCUCAAACAGGGGCUUCGGUUCUUUUGUUUAUCUUCAGCUGUCUUGUUCCCUCAUCCAUUCUGUGUUUACUUCUGCAAAAGCCUUGGAAGGGCAGGCCUCUCACUAACACUCAGGUAGUGCCUUCUGUGAUAAAUGGCGGUGUAACGGCCCUCUACUUUAUCUUGUGGGGAAUGGGGCUUAAAUCUUGCGGUCCUCUCAGGGCCAUAUUGGCUGAGUAUUCUGGUGCUGUUCUUGGAGUGCUAUCUGCAGUCUUGUACGGGAGAAGAGGCAAUUUGUGGAAAAAGGUAGGUGGCCUCUUUGCAAUGUUGGCUUCAUUCUAUUUCUUAUCGCGAGGAUGGGCCCUGGCCACAAAAUCUCCUUUUUCAUUUAGUGAUAACCCGGAUACGGAGUUCCAGUCCGAAGAAAUAGGAGUUAAAGAUAUGCUAAUUCCUGUCUUUGCUGGAAUUUUAUCAGCAAUAAGAAGGGUGGUAGCAAGACGUCUCUCGCUUAAGAAUCAACUUAAAAGGCGGCUUCAUGCCAUAACUAUUGCUUCUGCUACCUGUUUUCUGUUCCCAGUUGCCAUGUGGGACAUGAUCAUUGGAUCAACCAGUGUAGAAUUGCCUUUUUCUGCAUGGGCUUUUUCAAGUUUUGUCCUUUUUGGAAUUAUCUUGAUAUUUUAUGUGGACAGUAUAGCUGAAGAGAGAUUGCAUAUGGUGUUCUCAUCUCCGAGGCAUUUAAUGGUUGCUGGGGGAUGUGUCAUUGUCAUGGAGAUUGCGUACAAAAUGGACUUCUCCCUGCCUGGAUUUUUACUUUGUGCAACCAUUUUGGGCUUUGGAAUACAUGAAGCAACUUCUCUGGACCGUACCAGGAAAGAUUCUUUGCAAAGUUCAGAUAUAUCAAAUGGAGUUUAUGAGGACCGAAUUCAGAUGUCAGCGCUACCAACUUAAAGUUAGGACAGCUCCAUAGAAUCUUCUGCUUUUUACCAGCCAAUCAAAGGCAUGACUGCUGGGAACUAUCCAAUGUGAUGCAAGAUAUUCUGAUGGACUGCAAUAACCAAAAUUUGCAGCACAUGAUCUAGAACAUGCAACCAGAUCUUUGGUCUUUAGGACGAAGGAUACUUUUGUGCUGAUUGAUGAAGAUGGGACCAUAACUUGGAUACAUGUUAGGUAUAUGGUCAUAGAUAUUAGUUACUGUACAUAUCAUGCUCACCUCAAUUCAUGGUCUUCUCAAUGCCAGUGUUAUUUUGGAAAAACUGUAAAGACUAAUGUAUGACUGCAAAUUCUCCAUGUCAAGCAAUAUUAAUUUCUCUGAAGGUCGACAUCAAUUUUGUUGUU